Messenger RNA from Moneuplotes crassus, 2312 nucleotides. The record is from the annotation of a GenBank genome assembly. NCBI's taxonomy places the organism in Eukaryota, Ciliophora, Spirotrichea, Euplotida, Euplotidae.
AAGAUGGAAUACGGCAAAAAUAAUGCUGCUGACUCCAGGGAUACUAAUAAUCCCUAUGAUUUCAAAGGGGUUGAGGCUAAACCUCCCCCAUCCUCAUACAACAAUAGAAAUGUGAUAAGUAGGCAGAAACAGACAGCCAUGGGUACCGCCAUGAGACUUGGAACAGGAGCUCAGAGACUCGGUACUGCUAUGAAAUCUGCCAAGGGUGCUGGAUUUAAAUCAAAAGAGAAAUUCGACCCUCUUGAAGGAAAAGGACCAGCUCAAGCACUUGAAAAGAACAAGGAUAAAUCUGAAGAAGAAAACUUCAAAGAGCUCGAGGUUGAGGUUCACACUUUACUAGAACAAAGUGCUGAAGCUAAGAUCAAGAAGAACUUUACUGAUGCACUCGCUAAGGCUAAGGAAGCUGCUAACAAGGAGAAGAAAAUCAGGCAAAUCCGAGAAUCCACCGGAAAUCUAGACCAGGUGAACAUCGAUCUGACCUUCUAUGUGUUCUAUAACUUAGCCAAUAUGUAUCAUGCUAACCAGAUGUACCAAGAAGCUUUGAAUAGUUACACUAUCAUUGUGAAGAACAAACAGUAUCCUCAAGCAUCUCGUCUGAGAGUCAACAUGGGAAAUAUUUACUUUGAGCAAAAGAAAUAUCCAUUGGCCAUCAAGAUGUACAACAUGGCUUGGGAUUCAGCCAUGCCUCAGAACAAGGAGAUGAGAAUGGAGAUCAAGAAGAACAUUGGUCUCUGUUAUCUUAAGCUAGGUGCUUAUGGCAGAGCCAUAGAGACCUAUGAAGAUAUAAUGAACGACACUGCUGAUUUUAGUGUCGCAUUCAAUCUCAUCGUUUGUAUCUACGCUCUUGGAGACGCCACUAAGAUGAAGAGCUGGUUCGAGAGAAUGCUGAUGAUAGACCUUCCUGGGAGUGAAGAAGAAGAGACUGAAGAGAUCCUAGCUCUUCAGAACAAGAAUAAGGAUGAAGAUGCUCCUGAUAUCAAGGAUCCACUCAAAGAAUACUUGAAGGAGAAAAAGAAGGAAGCUGUCAAGUACAUUACCAAUGCUGCUAAACUCAUCGCACCAGUAAUUGAGGAGGAAGUCGUCCAAGGUUACGACUGGGUAGUUGAAAUGCUCAGAACUGCCAACCUUCAAGAAGUCGAGAGUGAGAUUGAAAUCGCUAAAGCUGUCUAUUUCAUUAAGAACAAAGAUAUUGAAAAAGCUAUCGAGCUAUUCAAAAGCUUCGAGAAAAAGGAUAAGAUCAUGAUGGCAAGAGCUGCCAACAACAUUUCUUUCCUUUAUUUCUUGGAGAAUGAUUUCUCCAAUGCAGAAAAAUUCUCAGAUAUGGCUAUCCAGAACGACAGAUAUAAUUCUAAAGCUCUGGUCAAUAAGGGAAACUGUCUUUUCACUGAUGAAGAAUAUGACAAAGCCAAGGAGUUCUUCCUAGAGGCCAUUGGUGUUGAAGCUGAUUGUGUAGAGGCUAUUUAUAACCUUGGACUGGUCUAUAAGACCCUUGGAUACUAUAACGAAGCAUUACAAGCUUUUGAAAAGCUGCAUUCUAUCGUUCCUAACAGUGAAGAAGUUAUUUAUCAACUCGGUCACAUCAAUGAGUUGAUUGGACUCAGAAGACAAGCUUUGAAGUGGUAUUUGAUUCUAAUCACCAAAGUUCCAACCGACUCUGAGAUUCUGUCCAAGAUGGGCUUCCUUUAUCAGCUAGAAGGAGAUGAGUACCAAGCCUUACACUACUACCAAGAAAGUUAUAGAUAUAAUCCUUCGAAAAUUGACACUCUUUCAUGGUUGGCUAUUCACCAUGUUAAGCAAGAGAAUUAUGAGAAGGCAAUUGAGUUGUUCAACAAAGCAACUCUUAUCGAGCCAAAAGAAGUCAAAUGGAAGCUCAUGGUUGCAUCAUGUUACAGAAGGAUGAACCUCUUCCAACAGGCGCUGGAGCAUUACGAGUCUGUUCAUGAUACCAACCCUGAGAAUAUCGAAUGAUUGCGAUACCUUGUUGCAAUCAGCAAAGAUCUCGGCAAGAAGGAAUACUACGAAUAUUCUAAGAAAUUGGGUAAACUUGAGAGAACUCAGGACAUGAACAAUCCUGGAGGAAUGAUGCCAACUCAGGGAGGAGAGCUCGAGAAUAACAUGGCACAGUACAAUAAUCCUGGAGGCCAGCCAGGAUAUGGUGGUGCUGGAGGAGGAUCUGAUACUUACAAUCAACAACAACAACAAAUCCCAAUGCAACAGCCAGAAAAAAGAUACAUCCAGCAAAAGGAUGACAAUGAUGAUGACUGGGGAGAUGAUGUCGAUGUGGACGGUUUACUCAAAUAAAUAUAAUAUUU